UGGUUUCCCGGUGUCUUGCUCUCCAUAUUUAUUAGUUCUCAUGUUUAUUCUUUUUUGAAAAGCAAUAUAUAAAUUCGAUAUUUGUCACCAUUCGAAAUGAGAAAGUUAAGCUUUUUAGACGGCUAAUUAAAUGCAUUAGCAUAUAACAUGUGAGUCUCGUUGGUAAACGGUGACAACAAAUGAAGACAAAUAAACACUGUGAGACACGCAAGCCUUAUUUUUUAUUUUUUAUUUUUUGCGUGAAACCGGAAACAUCAUGUUUUCCCCUGUUUUUCUUCUAAAGUUUCCACGCUCAGAAGAAUGGACGACCAAUAGAGAAAUCUGUACGCCUUGCAAAGCUCCCUGAAUUCUCUUACUCUCAAACCCAUUGUGAGUGACGAAGAAAACAAAACAGAGAGAAUCCUAGUAGGAAGGCUAUUAACCGCAAGAAGACUUAGAAGAUUCAAGCUUGCGGAAAUAAUCCCCAAGGUUUGGCGAGCGAAGACUAAAGUUAGAGUGGAGAAGGUGGAAGAAAACACGUUCACUUUCCUGUUCGGAUCUAGAGAAGACAAGGAAAGUACCUUCAAAAAUAGACCUUGGUUUAUAGACGGAGCUCAUCUAAUAUUGAAAGAAUGGCCAUCAAACAAGUCUCUGAAAGAAAUCUCUUUUGAUACCACAACAUUCACAAUACAGGUCCACGAACUACCACCUCUAUUCCUACAUGUUGAUACAGCUAAUCAGAUUGGGAAUAUGUUGGGUUCUGUUCACUCAAAUUCCAUAUCCAAAGGCUGUGUAGUUGGCCAACAUUUUUUGAGAUUCAAAAUCGAUCUUUCUACCCUAAACCCUUUGCCCCCAGGUUUCUUCCAAGACAGGGAUGAUGGGACUCAAAAAUGGAUCCAAUUCAAAUAUGAAAAACUAUCUGACUACUGUUACAAAUGUGGGAGACUAGAUCACGUUACAAGAGCAUGUCGUUUUGAAAAUCCAGCAACCAUCACUACAAAAGAUGGCAACACAGUCAAAGUUUAUGGCCCCUGGUUUAGGGCGGAGCACGGCGGUAGCAUUCCGUUCAAGCACAUGCUGGAAGAUAUUAUUGCACAGACUCAAUCUAGGGAAAAGGAAAAGGAGAAGGAAAGAGUGUCAGACCUACAACCAACCACAGAUCAGAGAGAUACCAGACAGAAACAAUUUUUGGUGCUCGAGGAUGGAAGCAAGGAUAAACCUUUGGAUGAGAUGCACUCAGCCUUGGAACUAUGCCCCGACUUUAAUGCUCUCAAACAGACAACGAUAUCUACCGGAGAAGGGAAGCUGAAUGACCUUUAUGCCGACAUACUCCACCAAGCCAGAAUAUCUAAUUUUGAUACUCAAACCCUAGUAAAAUGGAAGAUAAUGAUAUUGUAAUUGCGGUUUUAUACAAUGGAACAUUGGUACAAAAUGAUGGUGGUAAUUGGGAAUAUUGAAAUGGUAAAAAUAUAAUGGUUUCCGUCGGUAAGAGAUGCACAAAAUCAGAAUUACAGCAUGAGAUUUUCAAUUCUAUUGAGAUAGAUCGAAAUGAAUAUUUGCUAAAGAUAAAAUGAAUAUAUGGACGAUGUGCAGAAAAGUUGGAUCCUAUAGAAAUACACUUUGAUAGGGAUGUGAAAUGCUUUCUUCAAAAAGUGAGAAAUGGAUGGAUGACAAUGAUGCUGCCUCCAAUGUAUGUUGUGGUGAUUUCGAAAGUUGAACAUGUAUAUAGAAAUGUUCAGCAAACAGCAUUUGCUUCGGAUAGUGGGAGUAAUCUUCAUUCUUUUUCUUGUCCUCCAAUUGGCGUUCGUCUACCACAAGUUUUCGAUACUGAACCUAUUCAGGCUACAUCUAAGGAAAUUAUGAUUUAAGAAACUCAGUUUAGAGAUCAAGUUGAUGUUCAUGGGGCUUGGACAUCAUUUAACAUCCACGAAGGAGUUGAUGUUGGAGGUGACUAUGCUAAACGGUUUCCUAACGAUGAGGAGUAUGAGCAGUUGCAUAAUAUUGAUCAUACUGAGAAUUACAAUGCAGCAGGGGAUGGUUUUGAUCAUAAUGAUGUAGAUUUUGAUCAUGAGUUACCGGACAAUGAUAAUGAUAUGCAUCCUGAAAUGAACAAUGAAGGAGUUGAUGAUGUUAGGUCGAGGAUGCAAUGCAUACCAUCCGAAGGUGAAGAUGUUAUUGGACGUAGAUAUAGCCGAUGUGUUAGUGUUAGACAUUAUAGGCAGAAAUGUAUGAAUCCAUUGUCUUAUGCUUCGAAUUAGGAAGUUUUAAUUCAGUAUUAUAGUUUAAUAUCUUUUGAUAAUUAUUUAAUAUCUUGGAUAUUAUAUUUUCUACUCGACGGUGGAAGAUUUAUUAGCAAUUUUUUUUUUUUAAGAAUUUAAUCCCAAAUGA
Messenger RNA from Ziziphus jujuba (common jujube), 2367 nucleotides. RefSeq lists its product as uncharacterized. The record is from RefSeq and is a predicted model, not a curated record. Lineage: Eukaryota; Viridiplantae; Streptophyta; Magnoliopsida; Rosales; Rhamnaceae. The coding region runs from base 730 to 1377 and encodes 215 amino acids. The transcript has 2 exons. Gene Ontology annotation, molecular function: nucleic acid binding; zinc ion binding.